This is a messenger RNA of Trematosphaeria pertusa, 1353 nucleotides long. RefSeq names its product kinase-like protein. Gene Ontology annotation, biological process: intracellular signal transduction; protein phosphorylation. NCBI's taxonomy places the organism in Eukaryota, Fungi, Ascomycota, Dothideomycetes, Pleosporales, Trematosphaeriaceae. Gene Ontology annotation, molecular function: protein serine/threonine kinase activity; ATP binding. The record is from RefSeq and is a predicted model, not a curated record. Bases 1 to 1353 code for a protein of 450 amino acids. The transcript has a single exon.
AUGCAGACCGCCCAGCAUCAUCUACGAAAGGAGAAACGCCUGUGCGACGCGCCUAUCGUUGCGCUCCACCAGGAUAUGAGGACUGCGAAAUUUCUCCUCGGUGCAGGCAAAUACUGCCAUGUUAUUUUGCAUGCCGACACGACUGGCAAGGACAUCGGAUACAUCAACUCUACGCAUGCAACGAUCAUCCCAGACCCCGACACCGAGGACGUCGAAAUCCAUAAUGUAUCUGCCACGACUACCUUCAAGCUCUCCAGCCUUACGACAGAACCGAUGGAGCGCAAAACAGUCCGUUCCGGGUCUUACGAACGCAUCCACCCCGGGACCACAUGGCAGUUGCAGCUCGCACUGGGCGUCCUAUUUAACGUCUACAUUCCAUGUGGCGGUGACCAAACCCAUUCAGUUGUGACGUUACCAACUGCGCCAUCCAAGAAAUCCGCUGCUCGUCCCCAACCAGCCAAGCGCCGGACAAGCAGACAGUCGGGCGAAGACCAGAUAGCACCUAUGUUGGCACCGACGCAGAUCAGUCCUCCGAGUCUGGCCAGGCCCAAACACGACGCUCUCCGGGUUGCUGCAGCAACGCCCACCACUCAUGUAUACAGAAAAGAACGGGGUGGGCAAGUCGUUGCGGUAAAGAAAUGUCGGAAACCGGAACUCGAGUCUUCAGUUUCGACAUGGGAACGUGAAUACAGGAUACUCGACCAUCUUCGCCGUCCGUGGCUCAGUCCUCACAUUGCGAAUUUGAUCCGCUAUGAUGCGAUGAAACUGAUACUGGAGCUUGAGUUUAUUGGACCAGAUUUGGGGAAGCGAAUUGAUGCGUGCAAGAUGUCGACGAUCCAACCUGCAACGCAGAAUCUCAUCUGGCACCAUAUCAGUCAGGCGUUGGUUUUCAUCCACAAACAGGGAAUUACCCACUGUGACAUCAAAGCCGAGAAUGUCCUCCUUACUCCCGGUGAUAGCAGGGCUGUGCUUUGCGACUUCGGCUGUGGUGCCUUUGGACAUGAGCGGGCUCACAGCGGUGGCACUCCACGAUAUAUUGCGCCCGAAUAUGCGACAGCAAAUGAACGCGGCCUGCCCGGCGAUAUUUGGGCGUUUGGCGUAACCAUGAUGUUCGUACUGAGGCUCAUCCCUCUGCCUGUCCAACCUGGCUGGGACAUUUCCAAAGUGCCGAGGGAGCCAGCUAUCCGAGCAAAGAUGUUCGAGUGGAUUGGUGGAUUGCGAGCUGUGACGGUUCCGGAGUCGGAGGCAUUAGUUAAGAGAAUGCUCGAGGUGAAACCGCGCAAUCGAAUCACCGCAGCUGAGUUGGUGGAAGAAGUUGGCAUGAGGAUCCAAAGGCAUCUCUUGGCUGCAUAA